AUGAAAUCUGUCGCCCUGCUUGGCCUGGCCGCAGUGCCAUCGCUAGCACUCAAUAUCCCCACACAGCAGGUUCUCUUCCCCGACACUAAUCUGUCGGGCAGUCAUGAUAACCCUCUAUCGAAUCCAUCUACACGGGAAACCUGUCCACAGCCUCCCACAGUCAGCCUCCCCGAUGAUGGCCUGCACUCGUCGCAGAUCUUCCUCACCGACGAUGCCUUCCGUGCCCGCCAGGCAGAACGGCUCUCGCGCGCGGUGCAGGUCCCAACCACCGUAGGUGAUUAUAUGAAUGACCCAUACGAUGAGGCAUUCGAGCCUGUAGUUAAGUUCCAAUCGCUGUUGGAAGAGCUGUUUCCUAUAGUACACGACCGUGCCAAAGUUGAGCACAUUAACCGGCUCGGUCUAGUCUUCACCUUUGAAGGUGCUGACACUUCACGCAAACCGCUGCUCUUCAUGGCCCACCAGGACGUCGUCCCGAUCGACGACCCAUCAGACUGGACCCACCCGCCCUUCGCAGGUGUCUUUGAUGGCGAAUGGAUCUGGGGCCGCGGUGCAAGCGACUGCAAGAACGUUCUUAUCGGACUAUUGUCCGUGGUUGAAGACCUGCUCUCGCAGGACUGGAAGCCACAACGCACAGUGCUCUUUGCCUUCGGGUUCGACGAGGAAUCACACGGCUUCCUAGGUGCCGGAGCAAUCUCAGCAGCUCUAGAGGAGAAGUACGGCAAAGACUCUUUUGAAUUCAUCCUCGAUGAGGGUGGUAUGGGACUGCAGAGCCUAGGUGAUGAAUCUGACCCUAACGGCGAGACCUUGUAUGCUCUCCCUGCUGUCGGCGAGAAGGGUAGUAUCGACCUCGUCAUCGAUAUUGCCGUGCCUGGUGGCCACAGCUCUAUUCCGCCCGCGCACACCGGCAUCGGUAUCAUGGCGGAGAUUUUGUACGAGCUUGAGCGGAAGGAGCUGUUCCCCGCCUGGCUGGAUACCAACCACCCCGCCCACGGCAUGCUUGAGUGCCAGGCACGGUAUUCUCCGGACCACGUUGAGACUUGGCUAUCCGAGAAACUGGCAGCAGAUGAUCCUGCUGCCCUAGGCGAGGCGGUUGCCAGCUCCCGCGGUCCCGCAGUCCGCUACACACUGCAGACAUCGCAGGCCGCAGACCUGAUCCACGGCGGUGUCAAGACAAACGCACUGCCAGAGAAGAUCUCGGCGGACGUCAACUACCGCGUGGCACUGCACCAGACGCCUGAUGAGAUACGUGAGCGCGCUAUCCGGAUUAUCAGCCCUAUUGCUGAAGCUCACAACCUUACUCUACGUCUUGCCUUCCCCGGUGUAGCGGAGUCCACCGAAGGAGAUGUGAGCGAUCGUACUCUCACCCUGUCCCCUCUUAGUCUCCCUCUUUCCCCGGCUCCGAUCUCCCCGACAGAUCCGCUCACUUCGAAAGUGUGGGCACACUUUGCUGGAGUGGCUCGUAGUGUCUUUGAGUCGCACUCGAACCCGCUUUCUAAAUCUGCAUCUGGAACUAAACCGACCGUUGUUGUCACGGGAGAUGUCAUGACUGGAAACACAGACACGCGCUUCUACUGGUCUUUAUCGGAGAAUAUCUACCGUUGGAGUCCAUCGCGGGCUGGAGGAUCGCUGAAUAUUCACACUGUGGACGAGCGGAUUCGCUUGGAUGUGCACCUUGAAGCUAUAAUGCUUUACUAUGACCUCAUUCGCUCUUUCGAUGCUUGGGAUGGAAAGUCCGAGUGA
This is a messenger RNA of Penicillium verrucosum, 1740 nucleotides long. RefSeq names its product Gly-Xaa carboxypeptidase (gene cps1). Gene Ontology annotation, molecular function: metallocarboxypeptidase activity. The coding region runs from base 1 to 1740 and encodes 579 amino acids. NCBI's taxonomy places the organism in Eukaryota, Fungi, Ascomycota, Eurotiomycetes, Eurotiales, Aspergillaceae. The transcript has 3 exons. The record is from RefSeq and is a predicted model, not a curated record. Gene Ontology annotation, cellular component: fungal-type vacuole lumen.